Molecule: messenger RNA, 1065 nt
Organism: Prunus mume (Japanese apricot)
Lineage: Eukaryota; Viridiplantae; Streptophyta; Magnoliopsida; Rosales; Rosaceae
Source: RefSeq, a predicted model, not a curated record
CGUAUAAUUAUUCUGCUCUUGUACUUCAAUUUCUAUAAACUCGAUCUGUCUCUCAUUUGCCUAGGUAGAUAAGUUUACUAAAGGCAUGCAAAACCUCAAAUUUCUCUGAAGACGACUGGAAGUUGAAGCAUGGAACUCAUAGACAAUCUUUGUGAGUUGGAGAAUCUGAGCGCCAAUCAUCAUGAAAUCAUGGCUCUCUCCAAUGGCAUGAGUUUUAGCGAUCAUCAGCGACAAACUAACCAGCUCCCUCUGAACUUCAUUCAAGACAAUAUUCAAAGCUUUUCCCAUUCUGAUGAUCCAAAUCACGAUGUCUUAGUUGCUCACUCCACAUCUCUGACUGGAGAUUUUGCCCAAGAAAGCGAAAAGGGAAAGCAGCCCUUAGGAGGAAGAAAGAGAAAGAGAAACAAUAUUGACAAAGAUGGGGAGAAACUAAAAGAAGUCAUCCAUGUGAGAGCUAAGAGAGGCCAAGCUACUGAUAGCCACAGUUUGGCAGAAAGGGUAAGAAGAGAGAAGAUAAAUGAGAGGCUGAGAUGCCUGCAAAAUCUUGUCCCGGGAUGCUACAAGGUAGGUGAAGUGACUAUGGGAAUGGCAGUAAUGCUGGAUGUGGUUAUCAGUUACGUUCAGUCACUGCAAAAUCAAAUUGAGUUUCUCUCUAUGAAGCUUUCUGCAGCAAGCGUGUAUUACGAUUUCAAUUCACCAGGUGUGGAUGCUCUGGACACAAUGCAGCAACAGGGGACAAAUAAUGCAUAUGGGGAGGUACAAGAAGAGAUGGUAAGAUCAGAAGGGUAUGGAGGAGGGCUUUCUAAUUACAACAACAACUCAACAUGGCCUAUUUGAGUUGAUGAGAGACUUCAAUAUUCACAUCCCAUGCUCCUAUCCUAUAGGCUAUAGCCACAAUCAAACACAAGAUCAAUGCCAUCUCUCAUCUUCUCCUCAUCCCAUUAUAAUAAAAUACUCUCUUCUCUUUUCUUGCGCAUAGUUGCUUGCAUAGGAUUCUUAUACUAUUAUUGUAUUAUAAUUAAUUAAUUAUAGCUGCAGUAAUAUUAACAGAGGAUUGUAUUUCUA